Molecule: messenger RNA, 1035 nt
Organism: Dendroctonus ponderosae (mountain pine beetle)
Lineage: Eukaryota; Metazoa; Arthropoda; Insecta; Coleoptera; Curculionidae
Product: transmembrane protein 70 homolog, mitochondrial
Exons: 3
Coding region: 253-933 (226 amino acids)
Biological process (GO): mitochondrial proton-transporting ATP synthase complex assembly
Cellular component (GO): mitochondrial membrane
Source: RefSeq, a predicted model, not a curated record
AUAAAAAUUAACCUUACUUGAUGCAAAAUUUUCUGCAAAACUAAUUGCUGGCAGUCUCAGCUAACUUACGUAGCAGCUUCGUUCGUAAACUGUAGUCCAUAUGGUUUUAAAUUAUAAGAAAACUCAAAGGAAUAUCGGGCAGUGGCAACGUUCUAACGCCCUUGACUGUCAGAUUGCAUGUGUUUGUUAUGCAUUGCGCUUUGGUCAAAUUUAAAGGUUAGAUCUAGAGAGACUUUUAAAUUUCCCUGAAAAAUGUCUUUAAAAUUAUGCUGUGCCCUCCCAGUUGCCCUCAAUUGCAUCAGGCAUGCCAGGUUAAUGUUUCUGACCCCUGAAACCGCCCUAUUAACCAAGGGCUACUUCAAGCCCGCAACUGUUGCUCAAUGUAGCUGGUUUUCAACAAAUUCCAACAAAACCACUUGCAAGCAGAAAAAUCCCAUUAAACGAGUAUAUUCCGGCAUUCUGGCACCCCACAUGAAGGCCGUCAAGGUGUUUUCGCUAUCGACUAGUAUUGUGGGGCUUUUCAUGCAGCCCAUUCUUUAUAAGGAGAUCGUGGUCACGGGUAGCGUACCCAUCAUACUAGCCGCAUACUCCUUUAUUGGAUUCUUCACAGUGGUCACGCCGUUUUUGCUGCACAUGGUUAGCAGGAAAUACAUAACUGAACUGAGCUACAACGAGGAUACUCAGACUUAUACGGCGAAAACACUGAACUUUUUCUGCAUAGUUAAACAAUUGGAAUUCAAGCCGGACGAUGUCUACGUUCCAGACGUGCCAGGCAUGUUCGUCACUUUCCACGUCAAAGGAAAGCCAAUGUUUGUCGACCCCAAAUCGUUCCAAUACCCGGAACAUUACGCCAAGCUGAUGGGAUACGACAAACCUCUGGAUUUCAAACUGUUCGAGAAAGUACCAGCGAACAGUUCCAGCUCAAAUAAAUAGAACUGCGCCUUUGUUUCGCGAGUGUUCUGUGAUGGUAUUUAUUUUUAAUUUCCUGUUGGUAUCGACUGCAUAUUAAGUUGUGUGAAUAGAGAAUUAAUAGUU